Molecule: messenger RNA, 1092 nt
Organism: Aspergillus saccharolyticus JOP 1030-1
Lineage: Eukaryota; Fungi; Ascomycota; Eurotiomycetes; Eurotiales; Aspergillaceae
Product: intradiol ring-cleavage dioxygenase
Exons: 1
Coding region: 1-1059 (352 amino acids)
Molecular function (GO): ferric iron binding; oxidoreductase activity, acting on single donors with incorporation of molecular oxygen, incorporation of two atoms of oxygen
Source: RefSeq, a predicted model, not a curated record
AUGCAGCUCCUCCAGCUCAAGCAGGCAAUCGCCCUCUCCCUGGCUGGCUUGGCCAUUGCGCAUCCCGGAGCUCAUGAGGCCAGCUCUUUUGCCAAUGUCUCCAAACGUGCCUUCCUGCACAAUGCCCAACGGAGCAUGAGCCAAUGCGCCGGACAGCUCCAGGAGAGAGGCGUGCAUGAACGAGCUGCUUCCCGCCGCGCGGCCUUGUAUGAGAAAUACAAAAAGCGGUCCUUGGGUCUCCGCGACACGGCGACAGUAGUGAACACCUCGCACCACUCCUCCCUUCAGGUGACACCCAACACCCCCGAGUGGGAGCUCUUCUCGAAAGACCCGGUCUGUAUCCUCGCUCCAGAGGGUGAAGUCGGUCCUUUCUGGGUGAAGGGGGAGCUUAUCCGCCACGACAUCUCCGACGGAGAAGCAGGAGUUCCCAUCAUCCUAGACGGUCAGUUCAUCGACAUCAACACCUGCGAGCCCAUCCAGGAUCUCUACUGGGACGUGUGGAACUGCAACUCAACUGGUAUCUACUCGGGUGUCCAGAGCAGCAUGAACGGCAACGGCAACGACGCAUCUAACCUCGACAAGACUUUCCUCCGCGGUAUCCAAAAGACCGACUCCGAUGGCGUUGCAGGAUUCAAGACUGUCUUCCCCGGACACUACUCGGGCCGCGCGACUCACGUCCAUGUCAUCGCCCACCUGGGUGCUCAUGUUCUCCCCAACAACACGCUGACCGGUGGCUACAUCCCGCACAUCGGCCAGUUGUUCUUCGACCAGGAUCUGAUCUCGCAGGUUGAGGCCACCUACCCCUACAACACCAGCACGGUGGCCAUCACCAAGAAUGCAGACGAUCAUGUGGUCAAGGUCGAGACGGAGGACAGUAACUCGGAUCCGUUCUUCGAGUAUGCUUUGCUGGGGGAUUCGAUUGAGGAUGGGAUCUUGGCGUGGAUUACCCUUGGUGUCAACGUCACCGCCAGCCAUGACUCCAGUGCCACCUGGGCUGCGACCCUGACCUCGUCCGGUGGUGUGGUCAAUGAGGACUCCUCCAGCGGUGUGGACAUGUAGAAUUUUUCAAUAUGUUGCGGAGAUGGUCAGGCC